Ostrinia nubilalis (European corn borer) is the source of this 1642-nucleotide messenger RNA. RefSeq lists its product as uncharacterized. The coding region runs from base 67 to 954 and encodes 295 amino acids. NCBI's taxonomy places the organism in Eukaryota, Metazoa, Arthropoda, Insecta, Lepidoptera, Crambidae. The transcript is spliced from 5 exons. The record is from RefSeq and is a predicted model, not a curated record.
UCAACAAACGUAGUGUCGCGAGUGAUUUGUUUUUGUUAUUGUUUUUUUUUUAAGUACGACGUUAUAAUGAAGUCCGAGAUGGAGCACGCGGCCAUCGGGCUGGGCGCGUGGCCGGGCACGGUGCCGCCGGGUGCGUGGCGCGAGCGCCGCCCUGACUUGGACCGCUGGCGACUGCGCGACUUUCUACAGAACGUGCGGCUAGAGCGGCCGAUAGCCGAGAUCCCGGUGGGGUCGGCGGGCUCGGCGCACGCGGCGGCCGCGGGCGCGGUGGCGGCGCGCGGCGCGUGGGAGGGCGCGGCGCGCGGCUGGGCCGCCGGCGCGGUCAUGCUGGCUGUACUCGUGCUCAUUGUGAGAGCGCUGGAGAAGUGCUUGUACAAGAGGCUGUUUAAAGGAAGAACAUUAUCCUGUGAUGAGUGGCACACACCAAACGUGUUUGCGACUAGCCAUCGUCACGGGAGCGACAUCGGCACAGUUCCACGCCUGGAUGACGUGGACUCGCUGCCGUCUGACAGCAGAGAGUCUUCAGGCAACGACCUGCCCCCGCCGUACUCUGAAUGUGCCAACAGCGAAGGUGGAAGUGUGGACGCCGACAAGCCCAUCGGCACCGAGGAACCCCCGCCCCCUUACUCAGCCUGCUACUUCUCAAAUCCCAAAGACAGCGCCCCCUCCGUCCACUUCUACCGACGAAGGGGCGCAGAAGCUGGCCAGUCGAGUUCGAAUGCUCAAGCACCAAAUAUAUCAAACGGAAGAACUGAUGACAGCGACAAAAUCUCAGAUGUUGGUUGUGAAGUUAAUGAUAGCAUAGAGAGUAAUAUCAGCAGAGGUGAACAUCAUUAUGUAAAUGAACGCUCAAGACCAAAUCCAGGACGAUCCAGGCGACGGAGAGAGGAACAUUCCAAUCAUGUAGUUGAGAUUCACGGAAAUGACUCCCGGGAAAGGAUUAUAGUUGCAUAAAGAAACUUGCGAUGUUUGAGUGGUAUCAAAGUGUUUUAACUGCGUCCAAAUAUAAAAGGACGCUAAGAUAAGGAUGGAAAUGAAAGAAACGAUUUUGAAUCAAGAACGAUUAUCGAAAUUAGUGAAGUGGAAGAAUGGUAUCGAUACCGACCGCUGAAUCUCGAGGCGGUUGCAGUAGCAGUAACCGUUAAUGGCGUGGAAAUUACGAGUAUACUUAUUUAUUUUUUUACAAUUUUCUCGUAAUGUAACUUUAAAAUUAUGUACCUACCUUUAACUGUACCUAUAAUAUCGAACCUUUUAACUCAAUGUAAUGAAACAAUUUAGUGAUCCAUGCAAUAUACAAGUGUAGAUUUAUUGCUUAUUGCAAUCGGAGAAUAGAUUUAGAUACACUUUUGUAAUUUUGUAGGUAAUGCAAAGUUUUCGACACCUAAGUAGUGUUUACCGAUAGGACAGCAAAAUUAGCCAAUAGAGUAACGUGCCACGUGAUCUUAAUUAAGAAAUAAGAUGUAAAUGAAUGUAUUAAAUAGUUUUACAAGCAGAAAAUAGAUCUCACAGGGCCUGAAGAUAACUAAAUCACAUUCUAUUCGUAUUCGUAUGUACUUAUUUUCGAUUAUACACAAUCAGGAUCCAGUAAUAUUUUGAGUAUUAAAAACAUUAUUAAAUUAAAUAAAUGUUUUUUAAACCUGUA